AUGGCGCCUGCAAUGCCGACAAGAAGGAGCAUUUCCUGGCUCGCUGUGUUAGCGCUAUGCAUGGCCCAAGCUCUCGCUGUGCAGUGUUCGAAUGACAACUGUCUUAGCGCCAUACAAAAUGCGCCAACUGGCAGAGACGUCACGGCGGACUGUCUGUCUUUCCUUGCGCAAACUGCUCCCACGGGAACUAUCAGCAGGAGAACGACCACGACGACGGUGACCAGCACAAAGAGGGUUGCGACUUUUACACUACAUCGCUCGGCGACCGUUACCACAAAGACAGGGCCAACGAGUUCAAUUGCCUCAGAGUUUGAGGAUAAUGGGAACCAUAAGCGGACAAAAGUUGACUACGAUGCCCUCAACGGGGAAAGGCCGGGCUUCUCACUCGUACAGGCUCUCCAGGAGCGGCGGGUGACUACAAGUCCAGCUUCGGCGACACUACCUCUAUAUGCGAAGAAAUGCGCCUCAGAAGCCGAUUACUAUUCAGCAUGCUCUUGCUUGGGACUCUCUCAAACCACUAGGGCUGCUGCUCGGCCAGUCACUACGACAACAGUUACUGUCUUCGAGACGGUUGCGAACGUUACCCUGCCGCCUUUUUUCGCCAAUAGCACGAUUCCAGGAAGGCAAAUUGGGACAGGGACAGGAACAGCUAUGAGCACAGUUUACGCGGGAAGGAAGAAUGGAAGUGGCAAUUCUUUACGUCCAACGACUUUGUUCACGAGCCGAGUGACCUUUUCCAAAGAAGUAAGCAGUGAUCCGGGGUCGACAAGCGUUUUCAGUGCGUCGGCACCUUCGGCCGCCAAAUUGACCGUACAUGUGAUGACCAUUGCAAAGCCUACUACAACACAGGAGCUAUUAUGGGUGAACACAACAUCGACCCGCAGUUAUCCAGCUGGAAAAGCUACAGCUGCUCAACACACCAACUCUACGGCAGCUCUAGCAACAGCAUCUGCAAACAUCACGACUUCCUCCACUCAGCUCAAUAUUACAAAGAGUGCCAAGUACCUAAUUCCCAUAAACAGCACAGCGUCCUGGUAUAACGGGACAGCUACCAGCCCAUCACUAGCAAGUACUAGCACUGGAGUGGCCAAGACAACCGAGAGUGUCAAGUUUCCAAUGUACAAGAACACUACUGGUAAAGCUUCAUGGCACAACGGCACAUCAAUCAGCUUUCUACCACUGGGUACCGGAACCGGGACAAGAGCCACACUCACAACCAGUCCCAUCGCUUCCCCAACAACAACCAUCGCCCGCCUCCCCUUCCUCAUAAACACCACAGCCUCCUGGUCCAACGGAACCGCAACCACAGUUUUCACGAGCCAAAGCACCGGCACCGGCACAGGAAAAUUACUCACUAACACCGGCUAUCACAACACCUCAACCUCUACUCCCACUUCCACUUCGACCACUACACCAUCACCCAAACCAACAGCCACGAAAGACCUAACCUGCAGCGAAACCUCCACCCCUUUUUCGCUUCGCGUUUCCCAACCCGGCGGUACUUUCGAUAAGUGGUUUGUUCACGUCGUUGGGAACGGGUUGCUCUUCACUAGCAGUCAAUCUCAAGCAAGCUCAUUCAGUGUAGAGGGGACUGGACAUUUGUGUGCGGUGGGGUAUGACGAUAGGAAGGCUAGGCCGAGGAUUGCUGCUGUUGGUGUUGCUGGUGCUGGUGCUAGUAAUGGUUCCAGAAACGGAACUGGUACUGGGAGUGGUGAUGGGAGUGGUAGAAAGGGAGUAGGGGGUGGGGGACCGGUGUGGAUGCUGAGGCAAGAAACGCUAAAGGGUUAUUGGGAGGAUUACAAAGCUUUGGAGUGUACGAAGGGGGAUGGGGGGUUGAGUUGUGGUGUUGGUAAUUCUACGAAUGAUGAGGUUGGGUCGGGGUGGGUUGGGUGUGGGUUGCAGUUGAGUUUGGGGAGGGAUAUUAUUGAUGUUGGGUAUGGGGGGUUGAAUUGCUCGGCUGUUUCUUUGGAGGUUGUCGAGUCUUGA
Messenger RNA from Neurospora hispaniola, 1986 nucleotides. RefSeq lists its product as uncharacterized. The transcript has 2 exons. The record is from RefSeq and is a predicted model, not a curated record. NCBI's taxonomy places the organism in Eukaryota, Fungi, Ascomycota, Sordariomycetes, Sordariales, Sordariaceae. The coding region runs from base 1 to 1986 and encodes 661 amino acids.